Molecule: messenger RNA, 1268 nt
Organism: Vitis vinifera (wine grape)
Lineage: Eukaryota; Viridiplantae; Streptophyta; Magnoliopsida; Vitales; Vitaceae
Product: NADPH:quinone oxidoreductase
Exons: 4
Coding region: 80-682 (200 amino acids)
Cellular component (GO): cytosol
Molecular function (GO): FMN binding; oxidoreductase activity
Source: RefSeq, a predicted model, not a curated record
AGGUUAUAUCAACGGGCAUCAUUCAUCUGCUCUGGUUGUCACUGCAAGAGAAGACGAAGACGAGAAGUAGAGAGAGAAAAUGGAGGCAGCCAUAGAAGUCCAGCCAGUGAUCAAAGUCGCGGCUUUGUGCGGUUCCCUUCGCAAAGCUUCCUUCAAUCGCGGCCUCAUCCGUUCUGCGAUCAAGAUUUCCAAGGAAGCGAUCAAUGGUAUGGAGAUAGAGUAUGUGGACAUCGCGCCGCUGCCGAUGCUCAACACGGAUCUCGAGGUCGACGGAACGUAUCCGCCUGCGGUGGAAGCUUUUCGCCGGAAGAUUCUCGAAGCCGACAGUAUUCUCUUUGCUUCGCCGGAGUACAAUUACUCUGUCACUGCUCCUCUGAAGAAUGCAAUUGAUUGGGCCUCUAGACCACCAAAUGUAUGGGCUGACAAGCCUGCUGCAAUCAUUAGCACAGGAGGGGGUUUUGGAGGGGGACUAUCGCAAUAUCAUCUCCGCCAGAUCGGUGUUUAUAUUGAUCUCCAUUUCAUCAAUAAGCCCGAGUUCUUCUUGAACGCAUUCCAACCUCCAGCAAAGUUCGAUGCGGAAGGCAACUUGAUCGAUGAAGACGCCAAGAAGAGGAUAAAGGAGGUUAUUCUAUCCUUGCAAGCAUUUACUAGGCGGCUUCAAGUUACAAGUAAUCAUGAUUAGAGGAAUAUGGAGGAUAAUAUGGCUAAGGACACUGUACAAGCAUCCACACUAUCUCCCCUUCGUCAUCAACUGUCUUCAUGUUCAGAUCAACAACCUCUCCAGAAGCUAAUUCCUUCACAUUUGGAAGCCAGCAAAAUCCAAUCACGCCACAAAACUCAUUUUUCCAAGUUUCCAAUAGUCUAGAUUAUAAUGCUGGUGGGAGCAUCUCACUAGGCAUUAAUAGUGGUGAUAAAAAGCUAAUCCCUUCAAGAGCUAAUCAUUUCCCAUUUGGAAGUCAACAGAAUCUAGUCUUGCCACAAAACCUAUCUCCUUUGCAGGCUUCCAAUAGUCUAGAUUUGAACACUAGUGGGGGCUUCUCAUGGAACACUAGUAGUGGUUGUAAGGCUAAUCAAAGAAUGGUGAAAGUUAAACACCCUCGACGAAAAAAGUAAAGACAUAAAAUGUUAUAGUAGUUAGUUUCCUUUUCAGAGGCCUUAGUUAUAUGGGGUUUGAUGGGCAAAUUAUUUUAUGGUGAGACAUGCAAAUGCACUACAACUAAGUAACUAGAUACUCACUUUUUAUUUAAUCAUGAGUCUUUUUAUGUGCC